GUAAACAAAAAAAUAAAACAACGAAACCGAAGCAUCACAUUUGAUCUGGCAACGUUAUCCUUUACACUCGAGACUAAUAAUAACAUAUAAUACUGUUAUGAUUCUCGUCAGUCGUUGUUUAGCUCCCUGCCUUAGAUAACGUUAACGUAGCAGGCUAAUGCUCCCUAAUAACGUUAACCGGACGUGUUGGGUAAAUCACUAGCUUCAUAGUUUGAUAGUAGCUGUCUUGUGAGGAAGUUUAUCUUCAAGCUUCUGGACCAAAUCUCAACUUGUUUCAUUUUGGGACGCCUAACAACCGGACAGACAGCUGGAGAAGGAGGCCAACAACACUACACAUGUCUGGUGACGCUGCGUGUGGAGGGAUGUCUUCACCAGUUUACUUUAACCAAGACAGUGUUAUCCGCUUUAAGAAGAGAAAAGCUCGUUUCACCUUCAGUGAAGUCCACAUACUGUUGGAUGAAGUAAGGAAGCAUCGGAUGGUCGUUGUAGGCAAAUUCAAUCGAGGCGUGCCAACAGACAUGAAGAAACGCACGUGGGCAGAGAUUACUGCGCGUGUCAACGAAAUCGGGGAGUGCCAACGUGAAAUCAUUGAGGUCAUCAAGAAAUGGUCCGACCUGAAGUGUGACACCAAGCGCAAAGUGGCUGCCAUGCGAUCUGGGUCAGUGCCCAACCGGGGACUCAACUCACGUCUUUCCCGAGACCUCAAUCAGACAGAGAAAAUUGUGCUCCAGAUCCUGGAGAUGGACGACGAUCAAAGCACAGGUGAUUUCGGGCCACUGGGAGAUGACGACGAUGUGCCAGAGGAAGAAGAAGAAAUGGAAGAGGAGGAUAUGAUAGGCAUGAGUUCUCCUAACGGGGCCUUGGACAUGAUGUCUAUGCCUCCACCGUCAUCUUACACCGCUAGUGGACUUACACAGUCAGGGGACUCAUCACAACCUGCCUAUGAUUUGCAAUGUGAAGCACCUCCAACAGAAGAUACUGAACUUGCAUUUGGAGAUUCGGACGAUGACCAAAGGGAUGACUUGCUUCAUACAGCAAAGCCAACAGAGGAUCAUCAAGGUAACAAUGGCGUCCAGAAACAAGGACGACCUGCAGCUGCUUCCGGGCCUCCGAUGUCAACGGCUGCUCUUCCACUGCCAGGGCAGGCCUCACAGAGCACUAAGGACAGCAUGCUGCAUAAUGCAUCCCUGAGCCUUCAAGAGCAGCACGCCACCAACAUCCUGCUGGAGACGGUUUCACGGUCCCUGGAGCUGCUGUCUGAGUCUGUGCAGCAGCUGGUAGAGACUCAGCAGGAGUUUGUUCGCGAAUCGUUGCAGCUCCAACGGGAGACGGUGCAGGUGCUCAGAGACUUCACAGGUGGAGCCAUCGCAAUCAUGCAUGAUAAAUUAAAUGGACGGCCAGCGUUAUAACAGCAAAGCUUCCAACAGUGUUGUCCGCUUGUAUCAGUGACUUCAGGCACAGGAUCUUCUAGGCUCCUCUGGACUUCACUGCUGGUUACUGUGCUUUUUAUUGGUACUCAACUUUUGUUUUAAGACUGUAUUGGUAGAAACAUUGCAUUUAACAAAUUGAUGUCUGUGUGGUUAGAUGAAAAUGGACUAAGAUAAAUUAAUGUUAGAGAUAAAGAAAGAACACAACUUUUUUUGCUACUGAAAGCGAGACAACUGUCUUAUGAGUUGGAAAAUGUUUAUAAUUAAACAGACUCGACAUUCUUUUAAUGCUGACACACAAAGAAUGAAGAGUUUUUAAGUUAAAACUGUCAAAUUCAUUUUUGUUUUUGUAUACGUUGCAGUUUUUCCUUACGUCAUGUCUGGAGAUUAUCACAUGUACUGUAAAGGUAAGUGAAUUUCUGCAUCUGACCAUUAUAUGGUCCAUAUGUGUGAGAGCCAAACAGCGUUUCUUAGAUACUUUUAAAAUAUGUGUUAUUGAAUUAUUUUAAUGUCUGAUUCAUGUUUUUACAUUUCAAACAUAAAUGCUUGAAUCUGGAAUAAACCCUCAUGUAUUUAAAGAAAGCAGGAGUAUUUCCUCAGUCUGAAAAAGGCAGUAGUUGAAGAUGUUACUGUGAUUUUAUUAUUGUAAUACCCAAUAGCUACUGUGUAAAACCCUGGAUUUAAUGGAGGCAAAGUAUGUUUUGACUUUACACUGGAUUUAAAACUGUGCUUUGAUUGAAACAACAUCUGACUUUACUUAAGGCAUUACACUGUGUGACUUUGGAUUGUUUGCUGGAAAAGUAAAUGAAUACAGUAUGUACAGUAUGAAUGCAAAUCUGACCUGCUUCAUAGACUAAUCUGAAUAAUUUCUAAAUUGACCUUACAGACCUCUAAAUGUGUAAAACAUUAUUGGCAUUGUUAACAUGUCACUGCAAAUGUGCCCAACCUGAACUGUGUUCAAGAGGUAGAAAUAUUGAAUAAGUAUGUUUGUAAUUUGUAAGGGGAAAAAACCCAUGUUUGUUUGAAGAUGGAGCACCUUUUAUUUAAAAUGUGCAUUUGUGUUCAAACCCAUGUUUUUUGUGGGUAAUGUAGUUUGAUCACCCCUUUUCUCCUGCUGCACUAAGCCAUAACCUAAUGCAUCCUCAUAAAAGACAGUAGUUUACCGUAGGUGUUUUUGGCAACGUGUUGUAUUAAAAUACAGCUUCUAUGAUAUACAACUUGACACUACACACAGUUAAUCAGAAUCUCUAAGUUUUGCAGGUACUAAGAAUUUGCAGCAGGGGUCUCUGCUCUGCCACCCUGUGCUGCACGUUUUUUUAAAGAGAACAAUGUAAUGUGUAGUAAUGUACACUUGAUCAUUAUGUUCACAGAUUUCUCAUGCUCCCUUGUUUAAACAAGGAUUCAUAGAAGUAAAACACCACCAAAAUGUUUGGACUAAAUCUCUACUAUAGGGAGAAUGUUUAAGGAAUUUAAAAUGACAUUUUAUGACAAUGAGACAUUAUAUUAUAUUUUCACUGCUGUCUGAUAUCAGAGAUCUUUGUAUAUACUGAUAGGAGACGUUUAAGAUCCAAUUUGCAGUCUAAUUUUAAUAAUACUGGAAGAUGUCACACACUGCUUAGGUGACAUAUAUGAUAAUUUAUUGGGACUCAGAAAGUGUGUUUACUUUACACCUUG
Betta splendens (Siamese fighting fish) is the source of this 3101-nucleotide messenger RNA. RefSeq lists its product as uncharacterized. NCBI's taxonomy places the organism in Eukaryota, Metazoa, Chordata, Actinopteri, Anabantiformes, Osphronemidae. Gene Ontology annotation, cellular component: nucleus. The transcript has 5 exons. Bases 336 to 1409 code for a protein of 357 amino acids. The record is from RefSeq and is a predicted model, not a curated record.